UUGUCUUGGUUGAGCUUACGAUACGUAAAUUUGGUCCAAAAGAACAUUAUUAUUAUUAUUAGAUGGUUUUAUUAGUUUAGGCACAGCUUUAAUUAAAGGUAUUUAUUUUUGUACCUAAGUAAAGAAACAUAACCCAGCUAGCUAGCUACUCUAAAUUUGUUAAAAUUUUUGUAUUUUUUUUCAUAAAAAUUUUAAUAUAUUUUUGUUCUUGGGUUGGGUUUCUAGAACUUUGGAAUUUAUUCCCUAAAUUUACGUUUCUUCGAUAUAGUUUUCUUCCAGAUUUACCCUUAUCCAUCUGUGAUUUCUUCCUACCCAGUCCAGUAGAACCUUGGAUGAUUUUCUGGAUAGUUUGAAAGGUUGGUGUUGCUUGUCCUACCUAUUACACAAAUUCUGCCUUUAGCGAUUACUGUUUUUGGGCUUUCUAUUCUAGGGUUCUGGAUAGGAUUUGGAUUAGGGUUAGGGUUAGGGUUAGGGUUGGAUCUGCUCAACCAGAUUCACUAUUAUUCUUAUUAUUAUUAAAAUUAAUUGAAAUUAAUGAAAUUUUCACGAGGAUUUUAAACACAAAAAUUAAAUCAGCUUCUGGGGUUUUUUUAGUCAAUUGGGUUGAAUAGUUGGGUUGUUUUUAUAAUCUGGGGUCUGGUCAAAUGAUGAAGUUCUGAGCUGGGUUUAGCUCAGAGGUGUUUCUCAGACGUUUGGAUCAACAAUUUUGUUUCCAGCAUUAUUGUACCUUGAAAGCUUACCUUUUCUUCUUGCGGGUAGACUGGCUUCCUUCACAUUUUUGCACGAAAAUGCUCAGCAAUCUGGAGUAACUUUUCGGAGUUAGGUUGCUUAGCAGUUCAGUGCUUUGCAAGGUUCCCUUGUGACUUCUUAACUAUUGCUUGUAAAGUGAAGUUCAUAUGCCAAAAGAGAAGUCAUUGUGCUCCUGUCGAUAUUCAUUGGUUAAGCGAUUGAGCAUUUAGUUUUAUGUCCAAUGGGGACAGAGCUCAUGAGAGUUUGCAUCAAAGAAGACAAUGAUGACUUCCCUCCAGUUCCACCAGGUUUUGAAUCAUUUACUUCUUUCAACUUGAAGAGGGUAAAUGAUACUGAAAGCCAAGAGAGUAAAAACAUGCCUGGUUGUUUAUCCUCUACUGGUGCUUCUGAACCACAGUCAAUUAAGAUAGAAACUAAUACUGAUGCUAGUGAUACUACUGUAAAGAUCACCAGGUCUGUCCGCCGUAAACCAUGGAUAAACCACGGGCGAAAUGAUUACAAUCCCGAGGAUGAGUGUGAUUCUGAGCGAAUUAAUCAAAGGUAUCACCUCCCCAAGGGUGUAUUCCGUGGAUGUACUGAAUGUAGUAGUUGCCAAAAGGUUGUUGCAAGAUGGCGUCCUGAGGGUGCUCGAAGACCCGACAUCCAGGAUGCUCCUGUCUUCUACCCAACUGAAGAGGAGUUUAAAGAUACUUUGAGAUAUAUAGCGAGCAUUCGGGCAAAAGCUGAACCCUUUGGAAUAUGUCGAAUUGUUCCCCCUCCUUCUUGGAAACCUCCUUGUCCACUAAAGGAGAAGAAGAUUUGGGGGAAUUCCAAAUUUGCUACUCGUGUCCAGAAAAUUGACAAACUUCAAAAUCGAGAUUCUCUGAGAAAAAUGUCAAUAAAUCAAAACCAAAUGAAGAGGAAAAGGAGGAGAUGCUCAAGAAUGGGGGCUGAUAGCUCGCCUGGUAAUAAAGGACUUGGUGAUGCUGGAUAUCAGGAAGCAGAAACAUUUGGGUUUGAACCUGGUCCAGAGUUUACUCUUGAAACAUUUGAAAAGCAUGCAGGUUAUUUCAAGAGUCAAUACUUCAGCGGCAAAAAAGCAGAUGUUGCUGAUGUUGGAGGUAACUUAAGUAUUCUUAAAGAACACAGUGAACCAUCUGUGGAAAAUAUUGAAGGGGAGUAUUGGCGGAUGGUAGAGAAGCCUACAGAAGAAAUUGAGGUGGUAUAUGGGGCCGAUCUAGAAACUGGAUCUUUUGGUAGUGGCUUUCCCAAGAUUUCCAAUCAUGAUGCUUCCGCUCCAGAACAACCAUACAUCAAAUCUGGCUGGAACCUGAACAACUUUCCUAGGCUUCCUGGAUCGGUCCUUUCUUAUGAAAGCAGUGACAUAUCUGGAGUUCUGGUGCCUUGGUUGUAUAUAGGCAUGUGCUUUUCUUCAUUCUGUUGGCAUGUUGAAGAUCACCAUUUAUACUCCUUAAACUAUUUGCAUUGGGGUGCUCCAAAGAUGUGGUAUGGCGUUCCUGGGAGGGAUGCCUCUAAACUAGAGGAGGCUAUGAAAAAGCAUUUGCCUGACCUUUUUGAAGAACAACCUGACUUGCUUCAUAAGCUGGUCACACAGCUCUCUCCCUCCAUUCUGAAAUCUGAGGGAGUUCCUGUCUACAGAUGUGUUCAGAAUGCUGGAGAUUUUGUUCUAACAUUCCCUCGAGCAUACCAUUCGGGGUUUAACUGUGGAUUCAACUGUGCUGAGGCUGUCAAUGUAGCUCCUGUUGACUGGUUGCCACAUGGGCAGAUUGCAAUAGAGCUUUACUCUGAUCAGGGAAGAAAGACUUCUAUUUCCCAUGAUAAAUUAUUACUUGGUGCAGCAAGGGAAGCAGUAAGAGCACAUUGGGAAUUGAACUUAUUAAAGAAGAAUACUUCUGAUAACUUAAGAUGGAAAGAUGUAUGUGGAAAGGAUGGGAUCUUAGCAAAAUCACUCAAGGCACGAAUUGAAAUGGAGCGCAUGAGGAGGGAGUUUCUAUGCAGUUCUUCACAAGCAGUGAAAAUGGAGAGUAGUUUUGAUGCUGACAGUGAGAGGGAAUGCAGUAUUUGCUUUUUUGAUUUGCAUCUCUCUGCAGCAGGUUGUCAUUGUUCACCAGAUAAAUAUGCAUGCUUGAAUCACACAAAACAGUUAUGUCCUUGUGCUUGGGGUGAUAAAUUUUUUCUUUUCCGCUACGACAUAAAUGAAUUAAAUAUUCUAGUUGAGGCAUUGGAGGGAAAAUUAAGUGCAAUAUACAGAUGGGCCAGACUAGAUCUUGGACUGGCCCUGAGUUCGCAUGUCAACAAAGAAAACAAGCAGGUUAGUAAAUCUAAUUCUGACAGUGGAGCUAAACUUGAAAAUUCACAGCCAUCAGCCAUUUCCUUUAAAGAUCGACAGAUCAUACUAGCAAUGCCUGUAGUGAGCCUUAAUUCAAGUGAUAGGAAUAAGAUAGUAAAAGGAGCCACAUUGCCUUCAAAAGAUACACAGUUGUCAUCUACAGUUUCCAGUUCUGCACAUGAAAUUAUGUUAAAGAGAGAAGUAACUAUUGAUUUGGCAUCCAGUGGAAGAACUUCUAUUUGUCAGUUGUCUCAAGAAGACACAUCGUAUGACAUACAACUGGUUGAAGGGAAAUCAACAGUGAAGAAGAAUUUGGCAAUGAAACGUGAGUGUGUUAUAGUUCUCAGUGAUGAUGAAGGUGGUGAUGUAAAAAAGCCUAGUUCAGAUAGAGAAAAAGAGACUUGUGCUACUAAGCAUCCAGAACUUUCUGAGGGGUUGAUUGUUGCUGAUGAGAAAAUGAACUCUUUUGAUUUAAGUAAAGAUCCAAAUCUAUCUACACCAGUAAUUGAUGCAGUAAUAAAGGUUGAAAAAGUGGACUGUUCAUUACCAAAUGGAAAAGGGAGCAAUUUUUCAUCUUGCUCUACCCAGGGGAAGGAUGAACCCCAAGGAAAUAGUGACCAAGUGGAAUCCAGCCCACUGAAACUUUCAUUAAAUAUAGGAUCUUUGGGUCCAGAAUGUGGGAGUGUUUUGGCUCCUUCAACUAUUAGUGAAAGUAAUGCUCGUAACAUCACAGGUGUGAGGAAUGAUUCUCCAAACCUUUUGCCUUCUAGCAGUGGAAAAUCUGAUGGUGGGACAAGCUCUGCAGAAAUUGCAAGAUCUUUUAAUGGAAAUGCGUCAUCCAGCCAAAACAAUUUGGACAGAUCCUAUCGUCAGAAGGGUCCUCGCAUAGCGAAAGUAGUGCGAAGGAUCAACUGCAUGGUUGAGCCUUUGGAAUUUGGAGCUGUGCUCUCUGGAAAGUCCUGGUGUAACAGCCAGGCCAUUUUUCCAAAAGGAUUUAGGAGCAGAGUUAAGUACAUAAGUGUUUUAGAUCCAUCAAAUAUGUGUUAUUACGUCUCAGAAGUGCUUGAUGCUGGGCGGGAUGGACCUCUAUUCAUGGUUUCCUUGGAGAAUUCUCCAAGUGAGAUGUUCAUCCAUGGUUCAGUUGUCAGAUGUUGGGAAUUGGUAAGAGAUAGAGUCAACCAAGAGAUCACUAGACAGCAUAAAAUGGGAAGACUGAACCUUCCUCCCUUGCAGCCUCCUGGGAGUCUUGAUGGCUUUGAAAUGUUUGGGUUUACUUCUCCAUCUAUAGUGCAGGUGAUAGAGGCAAUGGAUCGAAAUCGAGUCUGUUCUGAGUAUUGGGAUUCUCGACCCUACUCGCGACCUCAAAUACAGAUUCCACAAGCUUGUAGAACCAAAGAUGCUAGCGGAAGGAUGCCAGAGCAAGGAAGUGAUCAAGGAGGAUCCCCUGGUAAUCACCUCUUGCCUAUCGGAGUAGAUACCAUAGUCGGGGGCCUUUUGAAGAAGGCUACCCUAGAAGAACUAAACUCACUGUAUAGAAUGCUAAACGACAGCCAAAACACAGCCAGUAUUGGCGUGGUGACUCAACUGCUUAAUGAAGAGAUUAACAAUCGUCCAAGAUGAUUCAUUUACAGUUCGGUCUCUCGGGUUCCAGAAUCUGCCCGUUGGUGGCCGUUCUUGACUUUGUAUAUACCAUCCAGUUUUUACAGAUUCCAUGUACAUCUCAGAACUGGGUCAUUUUUUUAUAACCUAUUGAGAACGAAAAAUAUGGGGCAAACCAAUUUUUGACCCGUCGAAUUCAAUUGCAAUGGCUGCUUUUGAUGGAAGAAGUUCUCGUGAUUGGGUGUCCAAGGCUAUGCAACAGCAGGCAGGGUAUCUCUCUAAACAUUACUCUUAUACCAUUUUCAUCUCGGAUAUUUUUUUUCUCAUUUACUUUCUGAGUUGUAGUCUAGGAUCCUUGCCUUGUCCAUAACAUUGUAGAAGAUGGUCAUUGAGCAAAAUUUCUUACAACAAAUAAAAUUUCCUUCCCAAAAGUUAUAGCUCCACAAGACAUUUUGAGUUCAAAUCAAUACAAAAUCUCUCACAUAUAUACAUUUUUGGAACUCUUAA
Molecule: messenger RNA, 5185 nt
Organism: Humulus lupulus (European hop)
Lineage: Eukaryota; Viridiplantae; Streptophyta; Magnoliopsida; Rosales; Cannabaceae
Product: putative lysine-specific demethylase JMJ16
Exons: 12
Coding region: 971-4699 (1242 amino acids)
Biological process (GO): chromatin remodeling
Cellular component (GO): nucleus
Molecular function (GO): histone H3K4me/H3K4me2/H3K4me3 demethylase activity
Source: RefSeq, a predicted model, not a curated record